Messenger RNA from Xenia sp. Carnegie-2017, 1646 nucleotides. Its product is annotated as homeobox protein OTX1 A-like. Gene Ontology annotation, molecular function: DNA-binding transcription factor activity, RNA polymerase II-specific; RNA polymerase II cis-regulatory region sequence-specific DNA binding. The record is from RefSeq and is a predicted model, not a curated record. Lineage: Eukaryota; Metazoa; Cnidaria; Anthozoa; Malacalcyonacea; Xeniidae. Gene Ontology annotation, biological process: regulation of transcription by RNA polymerase II. Bases 233 to 1087 code for a protein of 284 amino acids. The transcript has 5 exons. Gene Ontology annotation, cellular component: nucleus.
ACUCCUCUUUGCACGGAGCAAAGUAAAAAGGAGGCUUUUACGUAAAGAGUGCACAGCAAGGGCUUCAUGUAUAAAAAGGAAAAGGCUCGGAAAAAACGUGCAGAAAAGUGAUCACAAAUCUUCAUCGAAUUAACCACGUAAUACACUUAACCUUAUUCCAAAAAGUGACGUUCGACAAGCUUCUUGUAUUAUCCAGUUUAUCUGCUGUGUCAGUUUUUACCAACUAUAAGAUAUGUUUUCACCAGGAAAACUUCCUUUUCAUUUGAGUGAUACGUCAUUGCUUGACAACGAUGGGCUGUGGCUUCCUGCACAAGAAACAUUUUUACUGGACAGAUCAGAUUCGUCGUGCAGGGAAGAUAAGGCUCUCCUAACAUCAGACGAUUUACAAAUGGCUGCAUUUCCCUUUAACAGAAUGGCACCCUAUCCUGUCCAUGGUAUUGGGUUAACACAUCCCAGCUAUGAACUCAUGAAUCCGAUGAGCACAGCAGUUGCCCAUCCACCGAGAAAACAACGUAGGGAAAGAACUACGUUCACCAAAGCUCAACUGGAGAUUUUAGACGAUUUAUUCUCGAAGACACGUUAUCCUGACAUAUUUAUGCGAGAGGAGGUGGCAAUGAAGAUCAGUUUGCCUGAAUCGAGAGUGCAGGUGUGGUUCAAAAAUCGCCGAGCUAAAUGUCGUCAACAGCAGCAAAGCGCGGAUGGAAAAAUAAAACCAAAAAAGAAGCCUUCAACGCCAAAGGAAAACGUCCCAAAGAGCUCAUCAACAUCCCCUAAUGCACCUUAUAGUCAAUAUCAAGCAUAUCCCACAAUGUGGGGAUCGCCAAAUGAUCAAACAAUUCGCAGUCCAACGUACCCCACAUCAGUCAUAGGCAACUCAAUGUGUAACAAUUCCACCUCCAUGAUGAUACCGCAUUCCACCCCUGGUAGAUAUCAUGCGGGCUCACAAGACAGACCCUUUCUCCCAAUGGGAGUGUACAUCAAUCGGCCUAUGGCACCUGCCGUUCAACACCCAAUCGAUUUUCACGAGCCUUCGAUGCAGCCGCUACCAAUCUCUACAGCGAGCCACUCAAACAACGCAAGAGUAUAACAUAUUUGAGCUCAUUUAAAGGGAAAUUGCUAAAUUUAUUAAAAAAUAUCAACUGAGAUUUUUCGAAUGAGAGACAAAUGAGAUGUACGUGUUGUGAAAAGCAAAUGAAUCCAGAUACAAUUCAGGGAGUUUAAACUAUGGAAAUAUUGCGUCGUAAAGAUAUUCAAUUUUACUAAGAAUUUUUUCAAACUUUAAAACUUUUAAUGCAUGGCUUGCAAUGUGAAUAAAAUAAAAAAUACUGCUUGUAAAGUAGACAAUGGAUAUUUGACGAAAUUAUUCAACGAUCUUUUAAAACUUUAGCUGGAUUAUCGGGUAUUCGUCGUGUAAUAACAACCUGGUAAAGAGAACUUAGAGAAGUAAUCCCACCAUAAACAGCUUCUCUAAAGAAAUCUUGAAUCAUGCUUAUUAUUUCCACCUGCAUUUUACUAACCCUGCGGAUUAUCUGUACAAUAUCAUCGUAAAUGGAUCAGCAUUGUGUAAUAAAAUUAAAAUAUGCUUCAACGACUCAACAAAAUAUACAUAAAUAAGCAAAAAUAUCAUUACAUUAUAUUAUAGUGAA